Aspergillus puulaauensis is the source of this 843-nucleotide messenger RNA. RefSeq lists its product as uncharacterized. The record is from RefSeq and is a predicted model, not a curated record. Gene Ontology annotation, molecular function: S-adenosylmethionine-dependent methyltransferase activity. The transcript is spliced from 2 exons. NCBI's taxonomy places the organism in Eukaryota, Fungi, Ascomycota, Eurotiomycetes, Eurotiales, Aspergillaceae. Bases 1 to 843 code for a protein of 280 amino acids.
AUGGUUGACCCACGCGAAUCCGUUCCGCGCUUCCUUGCCCAGUAUGAGGGCAAUACAUACGUGGAAGGAUGGGCUAAGCUGUGGGAUCGAGGGGACUGCCUCCAUUGGGAUAAGGGAUUCCCCAACCCGGCACUUGAGGAGACUCUAAGCGAGCGACAGUCACUCCUCGGCGCUCCAGUAUUCAAGGAUCAGAGCGGAAAUUGGCAGAGACGGAAAGCUCUGGUCCCUGGAUGUGGUCGAGGAGUAGAUGUUCUUCUUCUGGCCAGCUUCGGCUACGAUGCAUAUGGAUUGGAAUGUAGCGAUUCAGCAAUCAAGGCAUGCAACGCAGAGGAGGCCAGAACAAAAGCCAUGUAUCCCAUCAGGAGCCCUGACAUUGGCAGAGGCAGCAUUACUUUCGUUGAAGGUGAUUUCUUCGAGGAUGGUUGGCUAGAGGAACUGGGUCUUGAACAAAAUGCUUUCGAUUUGGUAUAUGAUCACCUGUUCUUCUGCGCAUUAAAUCCGUCACUUCGCUCGACAUGGGCCCUGCGGCAGACUCGGCUUCUCACGCUGAAUGGCCACUUAGUCUGCCUCGAAUAUCCGAGACACACAAAUUCCUCGGAAUUAGGCCCUCCAUGGGGGGUGUCGUCUGAGCUUUACCUAGAGUAUCUCAGUCACCCAGGCAUGGAGAAUCCUGACUCGAGGCGAGACACUGAUAGCAACGGUCUUGCCAGGGUGGCAUACUGGCAGCCGACUCGCACACAUGCAACUGGAAUAGACGCCAAUGGCAUUGUUCUGGAUCGCGUAUCUAUAUGGCGCCAGAAAGCAGAAGGAGGAACGGCUUCAAGUGACUGUCUGGAAGCGUAA